Molecule: messenger RNA, 587 nt
Organism: Aaosphaeria arxii CBS 175.79
Lineage: Eukaryota; Fungi; Ascomycota; Dothideomycetes; Pleosporales
Exons: 1
Coding region: 173-478 (101 amino acids)
Source: RefSeq, a predicted model, not a curated record
CGGCUGAAACAUUCUUGGAAACAACUGUACUCCUCGACGCUCGGAUCACACAUCAACCGCAAGCACAAAAGAAAAGUGAACUUUGUACAAUCGUCACAUUUAUUAUAUUCUUCAACGAAAAUUUAAGAUAAAUCGCGAUAAUGACGAGAAGGAUGCCUUACGAUCCUGCUUAAUGCGUCGGCGCUGGGCGAAAUCCCGACCCGAGCCCCCCUUUUCAUUUAGAAGCCAGUGGAUAGCGGGUGUAAGGCCUCACACUUCGCCUUGUGCUCAGCCUCGUACUUGUUCUAGGGAUUGGUCUUGUUUCACAAUACGGCUUCUUUGGGAAAUGCUACGAGGAUGGCGAUUAGCGCCGUCUCGCGCGAUGCUUGUUCUGGCAUUUACGAAUGGUAGCGGUGCAUCGCUAGAAACUACACCUCCUAGUCACGAAAUCGCGUGCCAGAACUCUUUCAGAUCCUUCGUCCCAAGGGCUAAUAAUUAGGAUGGUACCCCCGCAGGCUGUGUGUCCAGUAAUGGAAGUCCUCGUGCGCUCGAGAUCGGGAUGAAGGGACGUGAGCAGGUCGCCUUCCUUCUGCUUUGAAAACUGGAGA